AUGACUUCUGAUGGUAUAAAUCAUUUAGCUGUGCCGAAAGAGAGUAAUGGGAAAAUCUCAAGAGUUUCUACCAAGAAUUCUAAGGAUUCGCUGUCGACUGAUGUAUCAAAUGCUGAUUCGAAGCAGUAUCCUGAGAUCUUGAAUGCAUAUUCGUUGUAUCCCCGUACUGUCCCUCCCUUCGCAGUGGAUACAUGUGCUAAUAGUGGCUCAAAACAGUAUCCUAAACGAAGUGAAUGCGAUCAGAUGUUCAAGGAUACGUUCUUAAUGUCGCAUUCAGAUAAAUGGAGUGAAUUUCUUCAAAAUGCCGGUAGCAAUCCUUCAUACACUUCAAGAAUUAUUCUUGACAAACCCAAGACAGAAUCAAGUGGUGCUGGCACCAGAGGACAAUCUACAAUAGUCAGUAAUUCGUCGUCUUCCUUAGGUAAGAAUGUUGACGAAAAGGAAAUCAAGGGGCAUGGAAUAGUUGUCGAUGAGGAAACUAAUAAACAUACAGAUACGCAUGCAGUGGAUACCGAAGAUGGAACUGCAUACUACUAUGGACACACGACAGAUAGCAGUUAUGAUGAGGAAGUAGAAAGAGUCAGACAAGAAAUCUUUCAAAAUUUAGAUGGAGAUUGGGAAGGUGGGAAACGAUUGGAUGCUAUCUUCAACGCUCCGAUUCCUGAAAGCUACGAAUUGAGUAAUCAACGAGACAAGAAUGAGUGGCUUAAAUACGUUUCCCAACUCAAAGCUUUUUACUACUUGAAUAAGGACUCUGCGAAACAAUCUUCGGAAACUCAUUCAAGUGACGAUGGGAGGUUUCAUUCUAUUUUAAACAAGGGGAGAAAUAGUGUGAAUAGUAAGAAAAACUCUUGGGCUACCCUUGAACAAAGAAAAAAACAACAAUGGUUACCAAGACUACGAAGACUUUUAUUGCAAAGUCAAUAUCUACCUUUGUCGUUGAGAUUUCUCAUUGUGAUACUCUGCAUAAUCUCUCUUGGCCUAGCAAGUAGAAUAUACCAGAACUCGGAUUCCACUGUCGAAUCCUUCGAAUCAUCAAUACCUCAACAACCAAGUACUAUCAUGGCGCUAUGUGUUAAUUCCAUCGCUAUAUUAUAUUUGGUUUAUAUCGGAUAUGACGAAUUUUCAGGGAAACCGCUAGGAAUUAGAGAUCCUAUGACUAAAGUCAGACUAAUUAUGCUGGACCUUUUAUUCAUCAUAUUUUCAAGUGCUAAUUUAUCGCUUACCUUCAAUACAUUAUAUGAUAAUCGAUGGGUCUGCACAUCUACUGGAACGUCACAAGUUGAUCCUCCGCACGUAGGAUAUAUAUGUGACAAACAAAGGGCGCUCGCGGCGUUCCUUUUCUUGGUCUUGGUCACUUGGGUUGUAACGUUCAGUAUUAGCAUAUUAAGGGUCGUGGAAAGAGUCAGUUCUGGUGCUCCAAGACCCUAA
Molecule: messenger RNA, 1431 nt
Organism: Kluyveromyces lactis
Lineage: Eukaryota; Fungi; Ascomycota; Saccharomycetes; Saccharomycetales; Saccharomycetaceae
Gene: SRF1
Product: phospholipase D regulator
Exons: 1
Coding region: 1-1431 (476 amino acids)
Biological process (GO): positive regulation of catalytic activity
Cellular component (GO): cell periphery; fungal-type vacuole
Source: RefSeq, a predicted model, not a curated record